AAAAUACCCCUUUGUAAGUUAUAACCCCAUUUUCUCAAUCAAUGCGUUUUCCUUAAUUCUGCGUCACGCUCACGCUUGUGACUAAGUAUAAAUAGAGCGCCAAUAACACUAAAUUGAAACCAUCGACACAAAAAAACCAAUAACUAACAAACACGAACGCUUCAGAGUAGAAAAGAAAAAGACUAUGGAGGCGAAGGAUAACGGACCUAACCAACGACCUUCAAAUGGAACCAUAAAUGGACCUACAAAUCCUAUGGUCACUCCUCUUCUCAAUGAUCUCUACCAAUUCACUAUGGCUUAUGCUUAUUGGAAAGCUGGCAAACAUCAAGAACGUGCUGUGUUUGAUUUGUAUUUUCGGAAGAAUCCCUUUGGUGGAGAGUAUACUGUUUUUUCUGGUCUGGAAGAAUGCAUAAGGUUCAUAGCUAAUUUCAAACUCACUGAUGAUGAAAUUGAUUUUGUUAGACAGAGUUUGUCUCCUGCUUGUGAGGAUGCAUUCUUUGACUAUCUUAGAGGACUUGACUGCUCUGAUGUUGAGGUGUACGCUAUUCCCGAGGGAUCAGUCGUUUUUCCUAAGAUACCCCUGCUUAGAGUUGAAGGUCCAAUUGCUGUCGUUCAAUUGCUGGAAACUCCUUUUGUGAAUCUAAUAAAUUUUGCAUCAUUAGUUUCUACUAAUGCUGCAAGGCACCGCAAAGUUGCUGGAAAAUCCAAAACCUUACUUGAGUUUGGGCUACGAAGGGCUCAGGGGCCUGAUGGUGGAGUAGGAGCAUCAAAGUACUGUUAUAUUGGUGGAUUUGACGCAACAAGCAAUGUUGCAGCGGGAAAGUUAUUCGGGAUACCGCUUCGUGGUACGCAUUCCCAUGCCUUUGUUAGCUCAUAUAUGAGCCUUGAUGAGAUUACAGACAGGUCACUUCGUAGAAAAGAUGGUUCAAGUACAUGUGAAGAUUUUGUUAGUCUGGUUCAAACAUGGCUGAGCAAAAUUCAGUUGUUUAAUGGUGUUUUUGGUGAGACCAAUCAAAGUGAGUUGGCAGCAUUCACGUCAUAUGCUUUGGCAUUUCCUGAUAACUUUCUUGCCCUUGUAGACACAUAUGACGUGAUGAGAAGUGGAAUCCCCAACUUCUGUGCAGUUGCAUUAGCUCUUGGUGAUUUAGGAUACAAAGCAGUUGGCAUUAGAUUGGAUUCUGGUGACCUUGCAUAUUUGUCUUACGAGUCCAGGAAGUUCUUUUGCUCCAUUGAGAACGAAUUUGGGGUGCCUGGAUUUGGGAAGUUGAUAAUCACUGCUAGUAAUGACCUCAACGAAGAAACAUUAGAUGCUUUAAAUAAACAGGGUCAUGAGGUUGAUGCCUUUGGAAUUGGUACCUACCUGGUCACAUGUUAUGCUCAAGCUGCCCUGGGUGUUGUUUUCAAACUGGUUGAGAUUAAUAAUCAGCCUCGUAUUAAACUUUCUGAAGAUGUGUCAAAGGUCUCUAUCCCUUGUAAGAAGCGAUCCUAUAGGUUGUAUGGGAAAGAAGGUUAUCCCCUGGUAGACAUAAUGACUGGAGAAAAUGAACCCCCUCCAAAGGUUGGAGAAAGAAUUCUGUGCCGUCAUCCCUUCCAAGAAUCCAAGAGAGCGUAUGUGGUGCCACAGCAGGUUGAGGAGCUUCUAAGGUGUUACUGGCCUGGGUAUUCAGGUAAAGAGAGGGAAACUUUACCGCCACUAAAGGAAAUUAGAGAGCGAUGCAUCAAUCAACUUGAGCAAAUGCGACCUGACCACAUGAGGAAACUUAACCCGACUCCAUAUAAGGUUAGUGUAAGUGCAAAAUUAUAUGACUUCAUUCAUUUCUUGUGGCUCAAUGAGGCACCAGUUGGGGAGCUGCAGUAAUAACAAGCCAAAUAAAAUGGCAUACCUUGAGAACCCAGUGGACAGGGCAAAAAGGAUUUCGAUAGAAAUUUCUCUCAUAGAGUAUAGAUGUAUUCAAUGUGUUUUGACUGUUUUCAAAUUAUUUGAUUCUGUGUAUUUAAGUUGUUGGAAGAACCAAUAUUCUUUUAAGGCCAUGGUGCAAAUAAUCCAUCUUAGCCGUUGCUCACAUUGCUAUGAAAUAAAUAAUGUAUUAUAUGGCUAAACUUCACAUGAAAUUGAUUGUGUCAUUGUUACAGUUUUCUUGAAGUUGUUGAUGAAA
This is a messenger RNA of Cicer arietinum (chickpea), 2156 nucleotides long. RefSeq names its product nicotinate phosphoribosyltransferase 2-like. Gene Ontology annotation, cellular component: cytosol. Gene Ontology annotation, molecular function: nicotinate phosphoribosyltransferase activity. Lineage: Eukaryota; Viridiplantae; Streptophyta; Magnoliopsida; Fabales; Fabaceae. Gene Ontology annotation, biological process: NAD+ biosynthetic process via the salvage pathway. The record is from RefSeq and is a predicted model, not a curated record.